This is a messenger RNA of Fukomys damarensis (Damara mole-rat), 1512 nucleotides long. It is a transcript of the gene Atp6v1c2, whose product is annotated as ATPase H+ transporting V1 subunit C2. Gene Ontology annotation, molecular function: proton-transporting ATPase activity, rotational mechanism. The transcript is spliced from 14 exons. The coding region runs from base 199 to 1482 and encodes 427 amino acids. Lineage: Eukaryota; Metazoa; Chordata; Mammalia; Rodentia; Bathyergidae. Gene Ontology annotation, biological process: proton transmembrane transport. The record is from RefSeq and is a predicted model, not a curated record. Gene Ontology annotation, cellular component: vacuolar proton-transporting V-type ATPase, V1 domain; lysosomal membrane.
CCGAGAAGGGCCUCGGAAGCCGCUGCCUCCCAGGAGUCCGCCUCGAGCUCCUCUAGAGCCCGGGUAAGGUCGCCGAAGCGCGGAUCCCAGGAGAGGGUGAGGACGCCUAGCGACCCGGGGCUGCGCGUUCUCCGUGGGCACCCGGCGCCCACGCCGCUCCUCGGAGACACGGUAACCGUAAGAGGACUGGCAGGAAGCAUGUCUGAAUUUUGGUUAAUUUCGGCCCCUGGAGAUAAGGAAAAUUUACAAGCGCUGGAGAGAAUGAAUAUGGUCACCUCCAAAUCCAACCUGUCCCACAACACCAAGUUCGCGAUUCCUGACUUCAAGGUGGGGACCUUGGACUCCCUGGUCGGUCUCUCCGAUGAGCUGGGGAAACUCGACACCUUUGCUGAAAGCCUCAUAAAGCGAAUGGCGCAGAGUGUGGCGGACGUCAUGGAAGACUCCGAGGGCAAGGUGCAGGAGAACCUGCUUGCUAACGGAGGCGGCCUGACGUCCUUCGUGACUCACUUCGAAUGGGACAUGGCCAAGUACCCUGCCAAGCAGCCGCUAGUGAGCGUGGUGGAUGCCGUGGCAAAGCAACUGGUGCAGAUCGACACAGACGUGAAGUCACGCACAGCCGCCUACAGUGCGCUGAAGACGGCGCUGGAGAACCUGGAGAGGAGGUCCACGGGAAACCUCUUCACACGGACGCUGAGUGACAUCGUGAGCAAGGAGGACUUCGUGCUGGAUUCCGAAUACCUGGUCACCCUCCUGGUCAUUGUCCCCAAGGCCAGCUACUCACAGUGGCAGAGGACCUACGAGUCCCUCUCGGACAUGGUGGUCCCUCGGUCGACCAAACUGAUUGCAGAGGACCCCGAAGGCGGCCUCUUCACUGUGACUCUGUUCCGGAGAGUGAUGGACGAUUUCAAAACCAAAGCCAAGGAGAACAAGUUCAUGGUUCGUGAGUUCUACUAUGAUGAGAAAGAAAUCAAGAGAGAGAGGGAAGAGAUGACCAGGCUGCUGUCGGACAAGAAGCAGCAGUACCAAAAUUCCUGUGUUGCUCUUAAAAAGGGAUCAUCCAUCUACCGGGACCACAAAGUUAAGGGAGCUCCGCUAGGGAGCCCCGCUAGGCUCGCUGCGGGGCAGCCGGACAGAGAGAGAGAGAGUGAGGGCGAGGGCGAGGGCCCACUGCUGCGCUGGCUCAAGGUGAACUUCAGCGAGGCCUUCAUCGCCUGGAUCCACAUCAAGGCCCUCAGGGUGUUCGUGGAGUCUGUGCUCAGGUACGGGCUGCCGGUGAACUUCCAGGCCGUGCUCCUGCAGCCCCACAAGAAGUCCGCCACCAAACGCUUGAGGGAGGUGCUGAACUCAGUCUUCCGGCAUCUGGACGAGGUGGCAGCCGCGAGUAUUCUGGAUGCAGCGGUGGAGAUCCCGGGGCUGCAGCUCGGCAGCCAGGACUACUUCCCCUACGUGUACUUCCGCAUCGACCUCAGCCUCCUGGACUAGGGCCCUGAAGUCCUGCGGCAUCUCCAGGAC